AUGCCCACCAACGGGAACAAGCCGCUGAAGCUGCAGUUCGGCCUGAUCAACCACGAGGGCCGCUACCUGACCGCCGAGGCCUUCGGCUUCAAGGUGAACGCGUCGGCGCCGAGCCUCAAGCGCAAGCAGCGCUGGACGCUAGAGCAGGACGAGCGCGACGCGCAGGUGGUCUACCUGCGCUCGCACCUGGGCCGCUACCUGGCCGCCGACAAGGACGGGCGCGUGACGUGCGAGGCCGAGUCGCCCGAGGCCACGGCCGACAGCCGCUUCCUGAUCGUCGCCCAGUCCGACGGCCGCUGGGCGCUCCAGUCCCAGCCGCACCUGCGCUUCUUCGGCGGCGGCGCGGACCACCUGUCGUGCUUCGCGCAGGCCAUCGGCGAACGGGAGCUCUGGGCCGUCCACCUGGCACUGCACCCGCAGGCCAACCUGCUCAGCGUGGCCCGCAAGCGCUACGCGCACCUGUGCGGGUCCGAGGGCGAGGUGGCGGUGGACAGCAACAUCCCGUGGGGAGUGGACGCCCUCCUGACGCUCGUCUACCUGGACGGCAAGUACUGCCUCAAGACCAGCGACAGCCGCUUCCUGGGCAACGACGGCAAGCUGACGGCCGAGAACGGACGCGCCACCGGCUACACGCUGGAGUUCAAGUGUGGCAAGCUGGCCUUCAAGGACUGUGAGGGCAAGUACCUGACGCCCAUGGGCCCCACGGGCACGCUGCGCUCUGGACGCUGCUCCAAGCCCGGCAAGGACGAGCUCUUCGACCUGGAGGAGAGCCACCCGCAGGUGGUGUUGCAGGCGGCCAACAACAGAUUUGUCUCCAUCCGACAAGGAGUGAACAUCUCAGCCAAUCAGGAUGAUGAGACGGACAUGGAGACGUUUCAGAUGGAGAUCGACAGACAGAGCAAACAGUGCACGUUCAGGACCAACGCGGGGAAUUACUGGACUCUUGUGUCCCACGGAGGAAUCCAGUCGACAGCCACUGAAGUAGGUGCCAACACCAUGUUUGACAUCCAGUGGCUGGGGCGUCGUGUGGCGCUCAGGGCCAGUAACGGGAAGUUCAUCUGCACCAAGAAGAAUGGUCAGCUCGCAGCGGUCAGCGACUCUGUGGGUGAGUGGGGGAAAGCAGGAGGACUUGGGCUCGUCUGGACUGACCACUUAUCAUACACCGGGAAGGACGAGCAGCUCGUCCUGAAGCUGAUCAACCGACCCAUUCUGAUCCUGAGGGGGGACAACGGCUACAUCUGUCACCACAAAAGCUCCAACACCCUGGACGCCAGCCGCUCUGUGUAUGACAUCUUCACCCUCCAGUUCAGCAAUGGGGCAUAUCACAUCCAAGGAGCGGGCGGAAAGUUCUGGUAUGUCUCCAGUCCUGGCCUCGUGUGUUCAGACGGCGACACACCUGAGGACUUCUUCUUCGAGUUCCUGGAACACGGCCGCAUCGCAAUCCGGGCCACGAAUGACAAGUACCUGCGCGGGGACCAGGGCGGUACGCUGAAGGCCGAUGGUGAGAACGCGGACAGCUCGUCUCUGUGGGAAUACUGA
This is a messenger RNA of Alosa sapidissima (American shad), 1539 nucleotides long. RefSeq names its product fascin actin-bundling protein 2b, retinal (gene fscn2b). The record is from RefSeq and is a predicted model, not a curated record. NCBI's taxonomy places the organism in Eukaryota, Metazoa, Chordata, Actinopteri, Clupeiformes, Clupeidae. Bases 1 to 1539 code for a protein of 512 amino acids. Gene Ontology annotation, biological process: establishment or maintenance of cell polarity; cell migration; actin filament bundle assembly. Gene Ontology annotation, molecular function: actin filament binding; protein-macromolecule adaptor activity. The transcript is spliced from 5 exons. Gene Ontology annotation, cellular component: actin cytoskeleton; cytoplasm.